GGCCGCCUUUCCCAUGGACAUAUGAGCUUCAAAAUACAAUGUAUGUAGCGUAAAUUUAAGUCAUCGGUGACUAUGCGCCGAUAUAUUGUGCUUAGUUAAAUAAGAAACGCCUCAAAGCGGGGACUUAAUUAUUUAUAGCCCUGGUAUAACGUGCAGUUGAAAUAGCCUGCGUUGCUAAUUUAGCUUCCAAAACGGAAAUAUUCAAUAGUUGCACUUCAACUAAAACUGUUAUCGCACAGUUUACUAAACCACCUCGAAGGAUGACGUCUCUACGUUUGUAAUGUUGAAACGUAUAACGGUAGAAUGUACAUCCGCUGUCCGGUGAAACAGGAAUAGGCUAUCCUUUGUUUCCAAUCGUAACCCUGUAUUGAUUGGACGGGAAGUAGCAGAGAAAAAGGAGGAGAAAAAAAAACAAAAUGGAUGAAAGUGCUGAAAAUGUCGACUACGACGACCUUGUCAUCAUUGUGGAGAACGAGGCGGAAAGUUUGCCAGCCGAGGAGGAGAGGCUGAAACUGCAAGGCACCUUCGGGCUCAUGGACACCUGUCCCAUCUGCAAGCUGAGCUUCCACAACAGAGAGCCCAAACUCCUGCCGUGCCUUCACUCGUUCUGCAAGAGGUGUCUCCCUGCCCCCUUCAGAAGUGCUGACCCGAGGCGUGAUUCACAAGGUCAAGUCGACAACAAAUCAUUUGGUGCCGUUCGAUGUCCAGUAUGCAGACAGGAAUGCUGGGAGAUGGACAUGCUGGAUAAUUUCUUCGUCAAGGACUCCAUUGAGGUGCCGAGCAGCACCGUGGAGAAAAGCAGCCAGUUGUGUAUCAGCUGCGACGACAACACCGAGGCAACGGGGUACUGCGUGGAGUGUGUGGAGUUUCUCUGUGUGACAUGUAUCGAGGCGCACCAAAGGGUCAAGUUCACCAGGGAUCACACCAUACGGCAGAAGGAAGAGAUGUCUCCAGAAGCAGUAGGUAUGUCCACACAGAAGCCCGUGUUUUGUGACGUCCACAAGCAGGAGACCCUGAAGCUGUUUUGUGAGACGUGUGACCGACUCACCUGUCGGGACUGUCAGCUGCUUAAACACAAGGAUCACAACUACCAGUUCUUGGAUGAUGCGUACAGGAACCACAAGCAUCAUCUGGAGAACAUGACGCAGCAGUUGCAAGAGAAAAGAAAGGCCAUCGAGGACGUGUCCACCUGUAUCAGCACUGGACUCCAUCACGUCGAGGAAAACCGGAAGUCUGUUACCAAUGAAAUAAAGAAGUCCAUCUGUACCUUGAUUAUGGAGAUCAACAGGAAGGGAAAGAUUCUGGUGAACCAGCUUGAGGCUCUGACUAAAGACCACGAGGUGGGUUUGAAAAAGCAGCAGGAUGACGUCAACUCUCUGAGGCGGCACCUGGACCACGUCAUCAACUUCACUCAGUGGGCCACAGCCAGCCAUAGUGGAACAGCCCUGCUGUACUGCAAGAGACUGAUCCUUUUCCAGAUCCAUUACCUGAUGAGAGCGAGCUGUAAUCCCUCCAUCGUCCCUCAGAGUUCUGUUCGCUUUCAAUGUCGCUCCGGUUUCUGGGCCACGAAUGUCGACCUUGGUUCUCUGAUUGUGGAAAGGGGCCAGAGCCGGCCCCCCAUCAACAACCUCCCGGCAGGUCCCAGACCAGAAGCGCCCCCUGGAAGUCUUUCCGUCUCGGCUCAGCAGCGACAGAGCACGUUGGCUCAGCUGCAGAUGCAUGUGGAUAAGCUUGCCCAGCAGCCCAGCCGACAGCCCCCCCCUAACCACUGGUCCUGGUACCAAAAUGUCCGGGUCCCCCCGGGACAUCCCGGCCCUCCACCCCAAACCAGACCCCUCCACGGAGGGUCCUCCCCCUCCCAAGGCCCUCCAAGCCUGGGACAACCGGGGCGCAGAUAUGGAAGCUCUUACCCCAACCCCAGAAGCCCCACUUCAUCCAUGCUACACAACACAGGAUUCCCCCCCAAUCAGUCUCUGAGAGAUCUGAUCCAUAGCUCCGGCUUCCCCCCGAAACCCAUGGAUGUGUUGCAGGGCACGUCCCGCUACCCGCCGCCUCUGUCUGCAGGAGCAGCGACGCAGAUGUCGCUACAGCAGCGGGGCCUCGCGGAGCCCUCCUUCCUGAAGAGGAGUGAGCCUGGCGGAUCGGUCCCCUCCAUCACCAUCUCUAUUCCCAAACCCAGCUUCGCUCCGAGUCUCGCUUCAGCAACCUCAGAUAAAAUGAGCGCAUUUAAUCACGCAGCAGUUCUAGCAAGGCAGAACUCCCCGAUGGCCAAACCAUCGUCCUCAGACAGAGGCACAGGGACGACCUCCUGGAGGCAGAGCUCCGAGCCUCCAUCCGCCCCCCCUUCCAAGCGGCGGAGAAGGUCGUCCCCGGGGCCCGUCAUCGUCAUCAAGGACGAACCAGAGGACGAGGAUGAUGUUCGAUUUGUGCAGUCCAGCGUUGGCUCCAGCCUGCCGGACAGCAGCACCGGGGGUCAGUCGAAGCCUCGGCAGCAGCCGAAGGCUCCCGUACCGGUCCCGGUGCCUGCGUCGGAGUCUGGAGCGGAGUCCAGCAGAGCGGCCAAAGAGCAGCGGCCGCAGCCCGCAGUGCAGCCCGAGUCCGAGAAGAGAGCGGAGCCGGAGGAAGACCCGAACGAGGACUGGUGCGCCGUCUGUCAGAACGGGGGGGAACUGCUCUGUUGCGACAAGUGCCCCAAAGUCUUCCAUCUGGCCUGUCACAUUCCCACUCUGAACGAGUCCCCCAGCGGGGAGUGGUUCUGUUCGCUGUGCCGAGACAUCGCCUCCCCCGAGAUGGAGUACGACCGCGACGGCAAGGACGACCCCGUGUCUGAAGGGUUCCCACCCACUGGAAGGAUGAGGUGUGAGAGGCUGCUGCUCCGUCUGUUCUGCAAUGACUUCAGCACUGACUUCCAGCAGCCCGCGACUCCAUCAGAGAAGAAACGCUACAAAGAGCUGAUCAAGACCCCGAUGGAUUUAUCAAUCGUCAAGAAGAAACUGGAGUUGAAGUUGGCGGAAGGUCAAUGUUAUAAUGGUCCCGAGGGGUUUGUCGCAGACGUCCGGCUCAUAUUCUUCAACUGUGCAAAGUACUACAAGGGGACCUCCGAAGUGGGGAGUGCAGGCUUGUACCUGGAGGACUACUUUGAGGAGCAGCUGAAACUAGUCUACACGGAUAAGGUGUUCCCCGGAGGGCGGGAGGAACAGAUGAUCCCUCCCCUCGAGGAGGAGAUAGAUGAAGAGGAAGAGAUGCCGGCGGAGAGCAUGGCUCCCAUUGAAGACGAUAAACCACAAAGUCCCGCGGAGACGGGAAUCCCGCCUGUGGAAGAAGAUUUGCCUCCUCUGGAAGAAGCAACGGCCCCUGCAGAGGAGGAACGGUUAGAAACGGAGGAGAAGGUGGUCAAUGCGAGUGAAAUGGAGGCGGCAGCCGUAGACGGCGCCGCCGCCGAGGGAGAUGCCCCUCCUACAGAGGAGCCAGAGAAGAUGGAGGUGGCAGAGGAGCCAGAGAAGAUGGAGGUGGCAGAGGAGCCAGAAAAGAUGGAGAUGGCAGAGGAGGCAGAAAAGGAAGAGGAGCCAGAAAAGGAAGAAGCAGAGAAGGCAGAGGUGGCAGAGCAGGAAGCAGAGGAGGCAGAGGAAGCAGAGGAGGCAGAGAAGGACGAGGACGAGGCAGGGAAGGAAGAGGAGGCAGAGAAAGAUGAGAAGGAGGAGCAGGAAGAGGAGAUUCCUGUGAAGGAGGCGAAAAGCUCUCCAGCUGCUGUUGGUGAGAUAAAAGAAGAAGACCCUCCCAAAUCCCCAAAAGAGGAGAACCCUGAGCUCCCCACAGACGACGACGGCGCGCCCGUGGAGCCGCCUGAAACCCAGGAGGAGUCCGCUCCUGCAGACCCGGCCAAGGAGGAGCAGGGAUAGACGAGCGCCGAGAGAAACUGUAGACAAGAUGGAUGAGUCCAGUCUUCCGCAGAAGUGGCCCCAGUGGGGACCGACAUUUGCUGCAAUCGGACAUUUAUUUUGGUAAUAUGUUAUAUUUGUACUAGGAAAGGAGUGCUGCUCAGCUAAAUAGACUUAUUUAGUAGCGGUCAUGCAGUAGAUGCACAAUGAAGGGAUUAAAUAAGUUUUUCUUUUUUGUUUUGCUGGACGGAGGUUACAAUUUUACUGUAACACAGGAUUGUUAUUUUCUGUAAUGACUAAACUGAAAAGCACACACAAAGAUAUUCUUAAUCAUGAAAUAAUUUAACAUUAAGUCAACAUAAAAAUAAGGAGGAAAAAAAAAAGAUUUGGGAUUUGUAAUGCAUGCAAGAUGUCUUGAUGUAAAUAGAAAUGACUCCAAUGUUCUGUUUAUAAGCUUUGGUUAUCUUGCACUAGCCAUUUGGCUCAUGAACAAAUUAUGUUUUAUUGCAAUAGUAUUUUUUUUAAUUUUGUUAGUAUUGUAUUAAAGGACAGCUCUAUGUACAACAUACAUUGAAUUGUGCUGCUUGGGUAUUUUAGAACAACAAAUUAUUUAAAAACGUUAUUUUGUCAUAAGAUCGUUUGUUGGUUUUUAUCAGGAGAAAUUCUAAAGACUUUACUGUUCGCACUGAGAUAGUUCAGAGACAUAAUUAUCACCUCGAUAUCAGCCGCGAACAACAGUGUGUGUUCGCCAAAUUGUGUCCUUGCCCUUCUGCAGCAUGAUCACUUUAGUGUGAGAUUAGGCCUGAGCCUUGUGCUCUCAGCUGGUUUCCCUCACUGAAAGCAGUGGAAGUGUGAAGUUAGACCCUCAGAGCAGAGGCUUCACUUCAAUACACCUUUCUGGAGCUCACAUGGCAUCACACUCAUAUUUCAGCUUCCAUGUAGAUCACUUUGUCCAAUAUUAACACUUAUUAUUUAUUGAGGAUACACAGGACCUGUACAUGAACUCUGCAACAAAUGUUAUUACCUGCAUUUACAAUAUUUGUAAUAAACAGGGUUUAAAGUAGA
Molecule: messenger RNA, 4943 nt
Organism: Pseudoliparis swirei
Lineage: Eukaryota; Metazoa; Chordata; Actinopteri; Perciformes; Liparidae
Product: transcription intermediary factor 1-alpha-like
Exons: 19
Coding region: 417-3899 (1160 amino acids)
Molecular function (GO): zinc ion binding; protein binding
Source: RefSeq, a predicted model, not a curated record